This is a messenger RNA of Diospyros lotus (date-plum), 752 nucleotides long. RefSeq lists its product as uncharacterized. Bases 109 to 381 code for a protein of 90 amino acids. The transcript is spliced from 2 exons. NCBI's taxonomy places the organism in Eukaryota, Viridiplantae, Streptophyta, Magnoliopsida, Ericales, Ebenaceae. The record is from RefSeq and is a predicted model, not a curated record.
UCUCAGAAGACGGGGGUUUGUGCGGGUGCGGGUGUGGGUGCGUGGUUUGGACAGGUGAAAUGAAAGUACCAAGCCCAAAACCCUAAAGAAGAAGAAGAAAGAAGAGUAAUGGAGGGUUUACAGAAGGCGUACCGUUCAAUUUCUCAAGAUUCUAGAUUGGGUCUUCCUUCGUCUUCGUCUUCCUACUCCUCCGCCUCCUCUUUGUCAGCCGAUCAAUCUGGAGUCCUGGUGACCAGGCCGCCCAGACGAGCUGUGUCACUCCAGACAUGCUCAAAGCUUUGUGCAGUUUGCUUUGUUGCUGGUGUAGUAGUUGGUUUCAUCUUGAAGCGACGUGUUCGGCGGUGGGCCUCUAAAGUUCUCAAGAGAAUUAAAGAUGAUUAAGGCUACAUAGAUAGUCCUGAAAGUUCCAUGCUGUUUUAUUGUUAUCCUUGCGGGAUCUAUAUAUGGGCAAACUAUUAAUUUGGUAAGUUUCAGUUGAAAUAUCCAGUAUCUUAUGUUUGUUAUUGGGGAUGAGGAUUUGAAUUAGGGGAAAGCUUUCAGCAGAGGUAAGAGGAUCAAUCUGUUGCUUUUGUUUUCAAGUUCAGCGCGAACCACUUGAAACAUACAGAGUAUCAAAUUGUUUUUUAGGGAUUGACGGGUUUCUUUUUCUUUUUGCUCGGUAGAGAUUGACAGUUUUCAAUCAUGGAGAAGCUUGUAAACUGUAGUUACUUGAGCCUCAAUAUCAUUUACUUGAUGUGUAAGUUUUUUGCUCA